Messenger RNA from Nematostella vectensis (starlet sea anemone), 2078 nucleotides. RefSeq names its product monocarboxylate transporter 5-like. Gene Ontology annotation, biological process: transmembrane transport. The record is from RefSeq and is a predicted model, not a curated record. NCBI's taxonomy places the organism in Eukaryota, Metazoa, Cnidaria, Anthozoa, Actiniaria, Edwardsiidae. The transcript has 4 exons. The coding region runs from base 237 to 1922 and encodes 561 amino acids. Gene Ontology annotation, molecular function: transmembrane transporter activity.
UCCAAGAUCGACUGCAGAAAGCUGGCUUUGUUGUUUAUGUACAGCAUGAAGAGUGUAGAGCUCUGUGCGUGUGAUACACCACAUAGAGUGGAUAGUUACUGGUCGUGGUUUGAAUCCUGUACCCAUCACAAUAGUUUAGUCUAACUGUGAUAAAUACCCGAGGUCAAGUUCGCAGGCUGCAAUCACCCACCGACCUCGCAUGCAAGAUCGACUGCAGAAGGCUGGCUUUGUACAGCAUGAAGUGUGUAGACCUCUGUGUGUGUGAUACACCACAUAGCGUGGAUAGCUACUGGUCGUGGUUUGUAUGCGUUGCUGCCCUGGUAGCUGAAGGAGUUUACCUAAGUAUCACCUACUGUUCUGGGAUAGUUCUACCGGUUUUGAUGGAAGAGUUCAAGCGAAGUAGACAAGAUGUUGCUUGGAUAGGAUCAUUGGCAAUCGCGCUUGCAUUUGGAGCAUCACCGCUGGCGGCUGGCUUGUGUGCUAAGCUAGGCUGUCGUCCAAUAAGCAUACUGGGUCUCUUGGUAAGCUCAGUGUCUUUGGUUGCAAAAUCAUUCUCUUCAUCAUUCUCGCUACUUGUCGUCUUCGGGAUAACAUAUGGCCUUGCGACAAGUUGUAUCCAUGUGUCAAACAUGCUUACAAUCUCACGUUCCUUCGAGAAGCGUAGAGCGCUCGCCACAGGAAUCGUUUCCGCUGGUCCGUCGCUUUUUGUUCAGGGAAUGGGACCUCUCGUCGGGUGGCUGACAUCUACAUUCGGAUGGAGAAGUAUGUACCGGAUAAUCGCCUCGUUUUUUGGCGUAGCGCUGGUUUUGACGUCUGUGAGUUUUGGCUCCAACAUAAAAGAUCCCUCGGAGGAAAAGGUUACACAGCUACAUACGACUGGGAAAUCAGCUCAAAUGGGACAACAAACCGCAAAUGUAUAUGGGCCAGACAUUGCGCAAAGAAAAACGGUCGAUAAAAACGCGACCCUAUAUCACAAUCCGGGUGGGGCAGCGAGACUAUUUGAAGAGGAAAUUCUUCUAGAGAAGGCAGAAACUUCAUCCGUGGAAUGCUCGAUGGAGGGCUUGAAAAAUGACGCAAAAUUUGCGGAGAACUCAUUCGAAGAUCGGCUGCUUGAAGAAAAUGAAAAAUUUCAACUAUUCCACUUCUCUACUGAAGAGAACAAGAAAAUUAAUGAACAAGAAGUGCAGUAUGACGAGCUAAAAUUAGCGGUGGAAAAUGACGGCUCACUUGCUAAAGGGAAAUGGCGUUCCGGCAUCUCUUGUGAUCAGAAUUUUUCAUUCAUAAAGAGACCAGCUUACAUUUGCACUGUGGUAAGCAUCACCUUAUCCGGAGUUGGCAUCUACGCUCCGUUUUUUCAUUUGGUUAAACAUUGCGAGGAGGUUGGGCUGUCGUCAAGCGAGGCGUCCACGCUGUUCAUUCACAUCGGCAUUUCUUCCCUCGUUGGUCGUAUUCUCAGUGGUCAAAUCGUCGACGCCUUCCACAUCUCCCCCCUCAAAAUCCACCAAUGUGCUGACUUCAUUUGCGGUGGCUCCAUGCUCCUUAUAUGGCUCGCGAGUGACUAUUUAUCGUUUUCCGUGUUCGCAGUUGUUUACGGACUGUCGAAUGGGGCGUACGUGACGACAAUGUAUUUGGCUCUGAUGAAUACAGUGGAUGCGAGGGACAGACCGAUGGCGUUUGGCUUAGGGGAGAUGUUAUGUUCUGCUGGGAUUGUUAUAGGCCCUGUACUUGCAGGUUUGAUAGCAGAUAAGACGGGUUCAUACGUAGCAGCGUUCGGUAUGACGGGAGGUGUUACAGUAUUCGCGGCUUUUGUUCCGCUAAUUCUGUUAUGCCGCGCACAAGAGAGAGACAGGGCAGCAUGCCACAGGGUGCCCAUAACUAACCUCGAGGGACUGAUAAUCGUCGAAAGGGAAACCGUCUUAUGAUUUAGACAAAGACAUUAUAUAAAAGGUUUAAUACCAUCUUUAUAAGCAGCAACAAUUCGUUAAUAAACUUUUUUACUGUAAAAAUAACCACCACCAUUAUCAGUCACCAUCAUCAUCACUAUAAUCACCACUAAUAUCGUCUUUUUCAACUCACCA